AUGUCGGGGUCCGGACCCCCUCAGCUGCGAACCCCCGAACUGGACAUCGACCUGGGCAGCGACUCGGAGCUGACGGGGCCCCCUUGCCGGGGUCUCCUGGAGGCGGAGGAGCCCCCGUUCCACGCCAGCUCACUGCGGCUCGCCAUCACCGAUCCCGAAGGGGAGCCCGAGCGGUCCCCGUGGCGUGGGGGCGUUGGGGUCCUGGGGGUCCCGUGCGGCCCGCGGGGGACCGUGGUCUCCACGGUGACGAGGCUUCGCGUCGAGACCAUCACCCCGGGGCCGAGGACCGCUGCCAAGGAGGCGAAAGUGAAACAUUUCUUCGUGUUCAGGGCGCGUGAGGGUGAGGGUGAGGCUGCCGCCGCGGACGAACCCCUGGGGGUGUGCGUGUCAUGCGGGCUGCCCGUGAGUGGCGAGGGCUGCGUGGCGGAGCAGCGCCUGCACCACGUCCACUGCUUCACGUGCGCCGCCUGCGCCCGGCGCCUGCAGGGGCUGCCCUUCUACAGCACGCCCGGCGUGGGGCACCUGUGCGAGGCCUGCUACCUGGAGACGCUGGAGCACUGCAGCGUGUGCGGCGAGGCCAUCGUGAACCGCAUCCUGCACGCCACGGGGCGCGCCUUCCACCCGGCGUGCUUCGCGUGCUCCGAGUGCGGCACGAGCCUGGACGGCGUUCCCUUCACCGUGUGCUCCGCCAACCGCGUGCACUGCCUCGAGGAUUUCCACAGGAAGUUUGCCCCGCGCUGCUCGGUGUGCGGCGAGGCCAUCGUGCCGGCGCCCGGCGAGAAGGAGACACUGCGCGUCGUGGCGCUCGACCGCAGCUUCCACGUCGCCUGCUACAAGUGCGAGGACUGCGGGCUGGUGCUGUCCCCCUCGGAGGGCAAGGAGAGAGGCUGCUUCCCGCUGGACGGCCACAUCCUCUGCUUCCAGUGCAGCGACUCGCGGCUGCAGGCCCGGCCCGGUCUGGCUGGCCCACAGCCUCUCUCAUCAUAAACACACUCACACACACACUCACAUACAUACAUACACUCACAUACACUCACUCACUCACAUACACACACUCACAUACACUCACACACAUACACACACUCACACACACACAAGAUAUACAUAGAUGCACACACACUGGCCGAUCCUAUGGGGGGGAAUUUGUUGGACCCACAUUACAUACACAUACACACACGUGUACACACACCCACACACAGUAACACGUGUACACACACACACAGUAACACGUGUACACACACACAAAGUAACACCUGUAAACGCACAGUAACACCUGUACACACACACGCACAGUAACACGUGUACACAUACAUGCAGUGGUCCUAUGCAAUGUAUCAGUCCCUGGAUUGGUGUCUCCCCGUGUCUCCCCGUUAUCUCCCAGUGUCUCCCCGUGUCUCCCCGUUAUCUCCCAGUGUCUUCCCGUGUCUCCCCGUUAUCUCCCAGUGUCUUCCCGUGUCUCCCCGUGUCUUCCCGUGUCUCCCCGUUAUCUCCCAGUGUCUUCCCGUGUCUCCUUGUGUCUCUCAGUAUCUCCCGCAUGUCUUCCCGUGUCUCCCUGGAUCUCCCCGUAUAUCCUCGUGUCUCACCCGUGUCUCCCCGUGUCUCCCUGUGUCUCCCUGCGUCUCCCCGCGUCUCCCCGCGUCUCCUUCGUACCCCCCCCCCCCCUAUCCACUCACUAUGCCAAAGACUGCACGCAAGCGCCUAACAUCCUCUUGUUAACCCCGGGGGUCCGAUGGGAUGAGGGUCAGGUUGGAUCGUGGCUCUGCAGGUCCCCUUUCUCCAGGGGGUCUGGGUCCUGACUGUGCACUUCGGGUGCUGGGCUGGGUUCGGGUCAGGACAACGGCCUCGAGUCAGGGGUCAGAGUGAGGGGUCAGAGUCUGUAGGGUGAGGGGUCAGAGUCUGUAGCGUCAGGGGUCAGAGUCUGUAGGGUCAGGGGUCAGAGUCUGUGGGGUCAGGGGUCAGAGUUUGUAGGGUCAGGGGUCAGAGUCUGUAGGGUCAGGGGUCAGCGUCUGUAGGGUCAGGGGUCAGAGUCUGUAGGGUCAGGGGUUAGAGUCUAUAGGGCCAGGGGUCAGAGUCUGUAGAGUGAGGGGUCAGGGGUCAGAGUCUUUUUGGGGCAGGGGUCAGAGUCUAGGCUACACAGGGGGGACUUUUAGGGUGUUCAGGUGUCACGUGAACCUGCAGGGUCCAAGCAGCGAGCUCAGCGCGGGCCCCUGGCUGCAACGAGUCCAAUGGGGGCCCAUCCCUGUCCCAUAUUACACCCCCCCCCCCGCAAGCCUCUUCGUAAGCCUGGCACCUCACCCCCCCUCACCACCUCGCCCCCCCCUCACCACCUCCCCCCGUGGAGCCCCGGUGCGAUUGCACCGACUGCGCACUCGGUAGCUGCUUCACCGCCCCCCCCUCCCUCGCUUGCUGCACCCGCGUGGGAGACCGCGCUAGUCCCCCACCCCCUGUAUCGUGCUUUGAUGCUCCAACGCUGCCAGUUUCUAUACGAGUAUAAGAAAGCGAGAGAGAAAGAAACCCCCAACAAUAUUGUUCUGAGAGUUGAUUCUCCGGGACUCGCGGAGCCUGCGAGGGCAGACGCUCGAUGCGGCGGGCGGCGACGGACAUCGGCGGGUCCCUCGAUGUUGAGGCGGGCGCCUGUCUGGUUGUGUCCAUCCGACUGCCUUUUCCAGAUAUUGUCCCGAUAUCUGGACAAACAAAUAAUCCGGGGUAUCCGUGGCUAGCGCUCGCGUCCGGGUAUCAAUCUGGUUACCACGAAGACAGAUAACUGCUGGUCGUCCAUAUGGGGUACCUCUGGUUAUCACUCAUCCGGUUGUCCAUUAAUUUUCCUGCAACACAGACAUCUGGUUGUCCAUCUGGGGUACCUCUGGUUAUCACUCAUCCGGUUGUCCAUCUGGUUUCCUGGAUCACAUCUGGUUGUCCAUCUGGUUUCCUGGAUAUCACACAUCUGGUCGUCCAUCUCGGUACCUCUAUCAUGAUACCUGUCGCGACGAUUUGCGUUCGUUGUAGCUCUACGCGGGGGGCUGUCUCCAUCAUCUUCGUCUUCGUUGUUUGAAAAGGGCACCCCCAGUGUCAGCUGUCUCCGUGCGCCACGCGGCGACCUCGGCAUCCGGCCCUGCGAGGCGGGCAUUCGUCUGCUGCCAGGACGGGGUGGCGGGGGGGGGGGCACGGUGACCGAUACGCAUUGUACCCAAAUUUAAAAUUCCACUACAGUUGGUAUCUGUCCGACGAGCUGAUAACUCCUUUCACAUUCAGUUAGCUCUCUGACGGGUUGCUUUGUAGAUGUCCACUCCCAUCUGGUUAGACAUCUGGUUGGUUGGUACGUGGAUGUCCAGUCCAUCUGAGCAUUUGGGAUCAGGGCGUUCAAUCUGUCUGGUCGCCUCGCCGGAUAAUUGGCAUUUGACUUCUCAUCUGGGGGAUAAGCCACGUGGCGAGCAUCCACCUGGGUGUCCCACCUGGGCACGGGUCAUUCUGGAAAUACUCGUGGGGCGCUAUCGCCUAUCGCAAGGGUGGGGGGGGGGUGAGGGCCCACCAGCUUCCCCACAGCAGAACGAACCACAGACGGAUCUCUCCGUCAGCACGAGGUCGACCAUCGGUAACCGUGCAGUCUCCUGCGGUAAGAGUUCAACACCAAGACCAGCGGUGCCGACCAAAUUCUCCCGCCCCCCAAACACAGACGCCAGCUCUCCGGACAGGUGGCAGACCCUAGGUGAGGACCAACAUCCCACCCCUGGCCCGCGAUGACUCCUCGGGUCGUCGUCUUCCUUACCACGGAGUGGCCUCGCACAGGACUCGAUCCGUACCGCCCCCUCCCCCCACCCACCUCUGGCGGGUUUGUCCGGAUGCGCCGUUGAGUUUUGUGUUCUCGCUGUGCGGUGUCGAGUCACGCGAGUUUCUGCAGGACCGGGAGUCCAGCGCGGACCAAAUAAAGAUUCGCCUUUUG
Molecule: messenger RNA, 3940 nt
Organism: Lethenteron reissneri (Far Eastern brook lamprey)
Lineage: Eukaryota; Metazoa; Chordata; Hyperoartia; Petromyzontiformes; Petromyzontidae
Product: lipoma-preferred partner homolog
Biological process (GO): cell-cell adhesion
Cellular component (GO): stress fiber; focal adhesion
Source: RefSeq, a predicted model, not a curated record